AUGACACGCACCAACACUUUCAUGUCAGCUCGCGCGCUCAGGCUCCACAGCAGGAGCAGCAACAACAGCUUUGUCCCGCACAAAACGAUCAAACGGCGUUCAGUACGGGACAGAUCCCGCAGCCUCUCACUGCAGCAUGGCAACAGAGUUGCAUAACCUCAAGGACAUACAGCACACUGCAUCGCUGGUUACAAAGGUCUUUAUACAACGAGACUACAGUGAAGGAACUGUGUGCCGAUUCCAGACCAAAUUCCCCACAGAGCUUAACAACAAGAUAGAGAGAGCUCUGCUUGAGCAGACAGUGAAGACACUUAACUUGUAUUACAUGGAGGCUGAAAAAGUUGGAGGUCAGUCAUACCUGGAAGGAUGUCUAGCUUGUGCAACAGCAUACAUUGUAUUCUUCUGCAUGGAAACACGCUACGAGAAGGUCUUGAAGAAGAUAUCAGGCUACAUCCAGGAGCAGAAUGAGAAGAUCUACGCCCCAAGAGGUCUGCUGCUCACAGACCCCAUAGAGAGAGGAAUGAGGGUUCUAGAGAUUAGCAUUUUUGAAGAUCAAGGCUCAAGUGGCUCCAGUCCUAGCAGCGGCAUGUCAUCAUGUAGCACUGCUCGAUGACUGGAGGGGCAGCACCAGGCUUACGGGUACCAACACAGGGGCAGCGAGACACUCACUAGCAUCCGCAUGCUGAAACAUGAGAGCACCAGAUUCUAAAGAAAAGCAUCAAGACAGAAAGCCAUGGAGGUAAUCCAGAAGUACAGACCUCUUCCUGCUAAGAGCUUCAACUAACUACCCUGAAAGAAGGUUCUGGAUCUACAAAAGCUGUAGCUACUAAACAGGAUUAAAGGUCAUAGCUACAACUUUUUCAUCUAAAUUAUUUUUUUUUUAAUAAUUAUUCCUCAUAAAAUCUGGAGUGGUGCAGAGUAAAGGUAUUAAUUCCAUUGAAAAACUUAUAUAUGGUCUAUAAAUAACUGUUUUAUAAAAGUUGCUUGGUCCAAAAUUAAUAAAUAUUUACUUCUGCUUCUGAUGGCAAAGUCGACAUCAAAGGAUUCUGUACCAAUCAAAUUAGUAGGUGGAAGUCAUGUGAGACAGUGCUCAGACAUUGCCAGAUUCUUAUAGCCCCGUAAUAUAGCUGGGAAAUAACUUCUUUCCGACCAGCAGGUGUUAAAAUUGUAGCUAUUACCUUUCAAAUAUGUCAACAGAUUUCACAUAUCAUCUUAUGAGAAAAUGCAGCAUCCAGUGUCUCUUAAACUCUUAAAAAGUUAUCCAAGGUAAUCCUUGUUAACCCAUUUCAUCCUGUCUUUUACAAUAAGUCACAUAUUGUACAUUUUAGUGUAUCCUGCAAGUUCAUCUUUGAUCAGAACUGUCGUCAGUGUGUGAAUAGCAUCAUUUUACUGUCAUUGUUAUUAUACUGUAUGCUCAUUCACAGUCUGGGUAUUCACAAGUCUUUGUAACAACUCCGCCACUAUGAGCAGAACUUACUGCUUCCCAGCAGACAUAUUGUUCUUGUUUCUUACACUUGUUUCAAGUAGUUGAGGUCAAGUUGUAUUGAAUGUGGGCAAAUUAAGGCAUGGGGUAUUAGGUAGAGGUAUUUGGCAUAAAUAUCUAGCUGGGACCAGUUUGAUUCCUUUAUCUUUUUUACUCUCAAGAGUGGAUCAAGUGAUCUGCAUAACAGCUGCAGGUCACGCCUUGGCACACACAUGCAGACAUAUUCAGAUAAUAUACCCAACCACUGCAUAUGAGGGCAAUAAAGGGGACAUGUGCACAUCAGGUAUAUGCAUAGACACUCAUGUGUAUGUAACAUGUACUUAUGUACUCAUUUUAUAAACCCAGAAAAUAUUCAAUAUGGUUUUAGCUUACUGGGAACCUCAGACUCUAUUAUAGUUUUGAUGUCUGGCAGUGUUUAUGAUUUUGACAUCAGUUGCAGUCUGGUUUGAGAUGAAAGCUUGCAGAAUUAACACUGUCAAAACCUUUUCCCUAACAGACUUGGUGGCUUCUUAGGAAAGCUGAAAGAGUGUGGGUUGUUAUCCGUGGAGCUGGAGACUGUACAGUCAUUAAGCAGAGAAAUGUGUUCCAGUUUGUGUGUAGGAGCUUGCAGGAGAACCGGCUAACAGAGAUCUCAAGAAAUUAACCUCUUUUAGCCUGUUUUUCCUUGCUGUUGUGUAGAUACAGGUUGAAUUAGAAAUUCAAACACAAAAAAGGCAAUAGAUAAUCUACAAAUGUACUGAAACGAACUUGGACACUAUUCUAUAAAGACAUGAAUGACAGCUAUGUAUAAUUUCAAUAAGGGUUUUCCAAAAAAAGAAAUUUGAAAACAAUCCACUGGACUUUGUUUCCAAGUUUGAAGAUGUUUCGCUUGUCAGGAAUAGUGUUGAGUUUGAGGUUUUCUACAGUAGCCCAUCAAAAUCUUGUUUUUGUUUUGAAAACAUGCAAAUUGAAACAGACGAAGGGGCCCACUCCUUUGGAAUGUGGGUCGUUUGGCUUCUUUUGUUAGCCUGCAAUGCCCCAUACCUGUCUAAGUGUCUGAAAGGGGUGUUGUUAAAGGGAAUUGUUGGCUUGGCUGAAAAGGUGAGUUCCACUGCUCUCCUGUGCAGGGGCUGGGACUGCGAUGAUAGCAGGAAGGGGUUAACCCAAUUGCUGCAUUGUAGGUAUUUAAAAAGCUGAAACCUGGAUCCACCCCCUCUGUUUAUGGCUAGUUUUUCUUUCAUAGAUGGCUUCCUUCACGCCCCUCUCCAACCACUAACCAAUAGGGGUGGUUGUGGGUAAACGAUAAUUUUUAAUUAUUGCUCAUAUAUUAAAGAUAUAUAAAUCAAUAUAGAAAAAACACAAUUCCAAUUCUUUUAAAUAUUUAAAAUUUCAGCAUCAUAGGGAGCAUCAUUAUUUGAAAGAAAUUAAAUAAAGUUAUGUACCUUUUAGUUGUUGUGUAAAAAACAUGAUUACUUUAGGAUUAAGUUUAUUAUACCCUGGGAAAUGGCCUUGUCUAAGAGUCUCAAGUGUACAAAACCACAUAAAUAUGAUGCCAAAAUUAUGUAAGUAGUUAAAAAGUUCAGGCUUCUCAAGAACCUCAGAUGUACAUAAUAUAAAAAAAAUGUAAUUCUAAAGUAUGAGUUUUAUCCACUACAAAUCUUAGCUGAAACAACGCUAAAAGAAAAAAAUGGCUCACACUUUGCCUCUUAAAGGUAUACUAUGCAACCGGUGUUGAUUUUCC
Cyprinodon tularosa is the source of this 3203-nucleotide messenger RNA. RefSeq names its product golgin A7 family, member Bb (gene golga7bb). Lineage: Eukaryota; Metazoa; Chordata; Actinopteri; Cyprinodontiformes; Cyprinodontidae. Gene Ontology annotation, cellular component: palmitoyltransferase complex. The record is from RefSeq and is a predicted model, not a curated record. The transcript has 5 exons. The coding region runs from base 137 to 613 and encodes 158 amino acids. Gene Ontology annotation, biological process: peptidyl-L-cysteine S-palmitoylation; protein targeting to membrane.